CCGGAGCGGUCACGUGGCGGGCGGGCCGGGCUGGGCCGGAGAUGGCGCGGCUGCUGGAGAGGCUCCCGCCGGGACGGGCGCUCGAGUUCCUUCAUAACAUAGUUGAUGGCAUCUGUGGCCGUGCGUAUCCUCGAUACCAGGAUUAUAGCAAUGUUUGGAGCUUGUCAGAGUGGAUGGAGGUUUUAGAGAAAACGAAGACAUAUUUCAAAACUGCAGUUGGCAAAAAUAUAUCUGAUGAAGAGGCUGCUAGGCAGAUAAUUGAGUUAAAUUCAGACUGUCAAGAAGCAAUCACAAAAUGUCUGAAAGGUAGAAAGGAAGAAAUCAGGAAGGCCCUAGUAGAAGGAGUAAAUGCAAUCUCUUCUGCCCAGCUGCAGGAUUUUGACUGGCAGUUAAAGCUCGCUCUCUCCAGUGAUAAGAUCUCCAUGCUGCAAAUGCCACUCCUCAAUCUUGAUUUGGAUGUGAGAGAAAAUGGUGAAAUUAAGCCGAUUUCUAUAGAGAUGAAUAAGGAAGAGUUGCAAAACCUAAUAAAUGCACUGGAAGCUGCUAAUAAGGUUGUUUUACAGCUGAAAUGAUGGAAUUCAGAUCAUCAACAGUAUCUGCUGGUGAUGGCUCCCCAAAUAAUUUGGGGAAAAAAUGUGUUUACUGCAAAGCAAAAAGUUUUGGUGCUGUAAAAUACUGAAGUGAGAAGACUGUUCUGACUUGUGACCAAAUGAACUACUAAUCUUUCAAUAAAAAUAAUAAAAUCGUAUAUCUAUUUGACCAAAAAUAUGAAAAUCUAAUGUACAGUUGCUAUUAGUACUAAAGAUUUACAGAUGUUUGGAAGAGAAUUACUUACAACAUGUGCCAUACUUGUUUUGGUAAAACUUUGGCAGUUACUACACAGGUGCCUGGUAAAACUAAGGCAUCUGACUUGCAUUGUAUGUUACCUUAUCUAAAGUGCCACGCUAAUAAAGAACGUGAGAGUAUUUGUAGCAUUAAUGUGUUUAUACUUGUAAAUAUGGCAAAUAAACACCUGACUUUGUGUGUGAA
Molecule: messenger RNA, 1029 nt
Organism: Corvus hawaiiensis (hawaiian crow)
Lineage: Eukaryota; Metazoa; Chordata; Aves; Passeriformes; Corvidae
Gene: COMMD8
Product: COMM domain containing 8
Exons: 5
Coding region: 42-572 (176 amino acids)
Source: RefSeq, a predicted model, not a curated record